AUGGCGCGAAAUUCCGAAAAAGCGCAGUCUAUGCUCUUUCGUUUCCGAGCGCAACAAGCCGCUUCCUUGGGCAUAAUCGAUGCAGGCCGUACUCGCCGUCCUAAAAUGAUCACUGAAGUCACGGCGAUACCAGCAUGCGAGAAAUGGCGGGGCCAGGUUCUCAAGGAGAUUUCGCGCAAAGUCAGCAAGAUACAAGAGCAGAGCCUGAGCGAUUUUCAGAUUCGGGAUUUGAACGACGAGAUCAACAAGGCGAUGCGGGAAAAGCAUAUGUGGGAGGUGCAGAUACGGAAUCUGGGGGGCCCAAAUUAUAUGAGGGGUGGGGGAAAGGUCUAUGACGAGGAGGGGAAGGAGAUUCCUGGGGGUGGAAAGGGCUAUAGGUACUUUGGUCGAGCACGAGAAUUACCGGGUGUGAAGGAAAUGUUCGAGUCGAGCAAGCCAAAAGCGCCGGACAAACCGUUAGAGAGCAGGGCGGAUCUUAGGCGGCAGGUAGACGCCAGCUACUAUGGCUAUAACUUAGAUGAAGAGGAUGGCACUCUGCUAGAUUACGAGGCAGAGAAGGAGAAAGAGGCAUUUGAGAAUCUCAAAGAGCAAGGGGAUGGAAAGUCAGAGGCAGGUUGGGAGCCUCUUCCAGGGGAUGCUGGAGAUGGGGUCGGUUGGAGAUUACCUACGAGCGAAGAGGUUCAGGAGGAGCUGGUGGACAGAAGGAGACGACGGCUAUUGGAUAAAUUGGGUUGA
Letharia columbiana is the source of this 735-nucleotide messenger RNA. RefSeq lists its product as uncharacterized. The record is from RefSeq and is a predicted model, not a curated record. Gene Ontology annotation, cellular component: post-mRNA release spliceosomal complex; Prp19 complex; catalytic step 2 spliceosome. Gene Ontology annotation, biological process: mRNA 3'-splice site recognition; generation of catalytic spliceosome for second transesterification step. The transcript has 3 exons. The coding region runs from base 1 to 735 and encodes 244 amino acids. Lineage: Eukaryota; Fungi; Ascomycota; Lecanoromycetes; Lecanorales; Parmeliaceae.